Messenger RNA from Penicillium lagena, 324 nucleotides. RefSeq lists its product as uncharacterized. Bases 1 to 324 code for a protein of 107 amino acids. The record is from RefSeq and is a predicted model, not a curated record. NCBI's taxonomy places the organism in Eukaryota, Fungi, Ascomycota, Eurotiomycetes, Eurotiales, Aspergillaceae. The transcript has 3 exons.
AUGCAACUCGGAACUAUUCUCCCAACCACGCUUAGUUUGGGCUUCAUUCUUUCCACGGCCGCCCUCCCACACAUCAAGCGCAGCAACACCUGCACCAUUGCUCUCCAACUCCACAGCGAAGAUCUCCCCGGAGGUGAUCCUAUGUCAGGAGCAGGAGCCAACACGGCAAUAUUCGACCACUAUGGCCUCUUCACGUAUCCGAAUGGUUCUCAGUUCACAUUUCAGGCCUACCAGAAGAACCAGGAUGACUACUGGAUUUACUCUAACGUGGCGGAGGCCCUUUUUAUGCUGAUCAAGGUUUUCUACACUCAUCGGGGAUCCUAA